CAAGCUCACGAUGAAGCCGCUCACGGCGGAGGCCGAGCGCGAUCUGCGGAACCACGCGACAAGGACGAAGUUGUUGAGUCUGCAUAUGGUGCUGACUAUCCUGCAACAACACAUGCACGUCUUCAUCGUGCCCGACGCGGUCGUGUGGAGCGGGAGCGGGAGCAGACAUGCGCUGGUGAGCUUUAUCGAUAUGACGAGCCAGUACUUGUGUCCGACGCUCAGCCGGAACAUGACGAGCCCGGUGCCACAGGUGUUCGAGCUCAACAACGAGAUCUUCUGCCAGACGGUGCAGAGUCUGCGGACAAAACUCAGGCAAGAGAUCGGCGUGCCCUUCCACGAGAUCUUCCUACCCGCACUUGAGCUCCGCACGGCGACGUACGACAGAAAGUCAUCCUACUCGCCUGAUGAACAUCAUAACCAAACUCUCCGGCUCCGUCGGCGCCUCCUCCACAUCCGAUUCCAAAUUCAAAGACACCCAACCCCCCUCUCCGCUCCUCAAUCCUCGCCCACAUCCAAAUCGCAGCUCCCGCCCUCAUUGACCACCACCGCGCUCGGCCUGCCCGAGGUGCCCGGCAGCGGCGCGACGACAGAGGCGCAGCUGCGGCACCAGGCGCUCGAGACGCUCGUCGCUGUUCUCAUAUCGCUCGUCACGUGGGGCAUCACGGCGCCUAAAGAGCGCGAGAAGGCCGAGGCAGAGCGCGAGCGCGGCGGCGGCGCGCUUCGCGGCGAGCACGUCGACGGACAGACUCAACGGCACGUCCACACCCGACCGAGGACGACAUUGCACCUCUACACCCGAUCUCAACGCCAAUAUGGACGACGACCUGAGCCGGCUUUCCGACUGCCGGGCGAGGCGCAGAAGAUCGAUAGGUUUAUGCUGAAGUUUGCGGAGCGGUAUAUCGAGAGUGAUUCAAAAACGCCGUCUGCCAACGCCGAUGCCGCCCACGUCCUCUCGUACUCGGUAAUCCUCCUCAACACGGACGCGCACAACCCGCAGAUCAAAAAAACGCAUGACAAAAACGAGCUCAUCCGGAAUAACCGCGGGAUCAACGACAACGCCGACCUGCCCGUCGACAUGCUGAACAAGAUUUACGACGAGAUCAUGACGAACGAGAUCAGGAUGAAGGGCGAGCUCGAGGCGUCCAUCAUGAAGACCCCAGCGCGGCCGUGGCCGCCGCGCCCGGCGGGCUCACCGGCACCCUCGCGACCGUCGGCCGCGAACUGCAGCGCGAGACGUACACUUUCCAGUCAAGCUCCAUGGCGAACAAGACCGAGGCGCUGUCCAAAACUAUGGUCCGUGCCCAGUGCCGCGCGGGCUCGACGGUCGGCGGACGAGGUCUUUUACCCCGCGAGCCACUUCGUGCACGUUCGGCCCAUGGUCGAGGCCGUGUGGCUUAGCCUGCUCGUCGCGCUCUCCGGGCCCUUGCACGAGACGGACGCGCUGGACGUCGUCGAGCUCUGUUUGGAGGGGUUCAACGAUACCGAUCGUUACGACGCUCGCCAACUUCACGUUCUGAACAAUCUGGUCGAGAUAAAAGGCAAGAAUAUGGAGGCGACCAAGGCGCUGCUCGAUGUGGCCGUGAGCGAGGGGAAUAAUCUGAAGGGGUCAUGGCAUGAGGUGCCGAGCUGUGUGAGCUCGCUCGAGCAUAUGCAGCUUAUCACGAGCGGCGUCAAUAUGCCCGACGCGCGUGAAGGCGGCCUCACGAAGGCGCUGCCGAACGAGGCGCUCGCGCACGAAAGCCGCAGCACGCAUAUCACUAUUGCCGCGGAUAUGGCGUUGUGCGACGUGUCGUGGGAGGAGAACCAGAGCAGCGGGUUGAGCCAGCAUCCGCGGCUGUUUAGCUUGCAGAAGCUCGUCGAGAUGUCGUACUACAAUAUGGGGAGGAUUAGGUUGGAGUGGUCGAAUUUUUAUGCGCGCCAGGUCUGCUGCCACAGUAACCCGCACGUCGGCUUCUUCGCCCUCGACUCGCCCCGCCAGGUCGCGAUACGCUCCCUAGAGAAAGAAGAGCUCCCGCACUUCAAGUUCCAGAAGGACUUCCUCAAGCCGUUCGAGUUCACGAUGAACCACAACUCGAACCCGGAGAUCCGCGACAUGGUUCUGCAGUGCCUGCAGCAGAUGGCCCAGGCGCGCGUGCCGACCAAGCGCAUCACGGGCCCGGCGUUUGAGAUCGUCACAAGGUUGCACAAGGAGCACUUCACGGCCAUCGUGCGCUACCGCGCGUUCGCGGACCUGACGGUGUGCGUCACGGACUUUUGCAAGGUGGCGAAGUACCAGAAGAUCAGCCUGUUGGCGAUCGCGAUGCUGAGGGGCACGAUCCCGAUUCUGCUCGCGACGCCCGAGUGCGGGCUCGCGCCGACGGGCGGGACUGCGGCGGGUACGGGCGGGGACGACCUGAUGAUCCGCUUCUGGUACCCGGUGCUGUUCAGCUUCUACGACGUGAUCAUAAACGGGGAGGUUCUCCGGCUGGCGCUCGACAGCCUGUUCAGCACGCUCAAGCGCUACGGCGUGGUGUUCCCGGUCGAGUUCUGGGACACGGUCACGCAGGAGCUGCUGUUCCCGACCUUUGCGGUGUUGAAGAGCAGUCAGGACUUGAGCCGGUUUAGCACGCAGGAGGAUAUGAGCGUGUGGUUGAGCACGACGAUGAUACAGGCGUUGAGGGAUUUGAUCGAUCUUCAUACGUUCUAUUUUGAGAUCUUGGAGCGAUUCUUGGAUGGAUUGCUGGACCUAUUAUGCGUGUGCAUUUGUCAAGAGAACGACACGCUCGCGCGGAUAGGCACGUCAUGUCUGCAGCAACUGCUCGAAAGCAACGUGAAGAAGUUCAGUGCGGCACGAUGGGACCGCGUCGCGUCGACGUUUGUCAAGUUGUUCGAAACAACAACACCGCACCAACUUUUCGACGACAGCUUGCGCGUGGAUAUCAACAGCACAUCACCCGAACCUCAAGACUCAUCCCAGGGCAACGACUCGACCAUCCUCCCCGCACCGCUCUCGCCUUCACAAGAGGGCGCGCCGGCAACGGGCAAGCCGAGCCUCCACGAGCGACGACGCAUCUUCAAGCAUCUCAUCGUCAAAUGCGCCCUCCAGCUUCUGCUCAUCGAAAGGACGAACGAGCUCCUAUGGAACGAAGGCGUCUACUCGACGAUCCCGCUGCAGAACCUGCUGCAGUUCAUGCAGGUCCUCGACCAUUCGUACCAGUUCGCGCGGAUGUUCAACGGCGACAAGGACUUACGGACCAAGCUGUGGCGCGUGGGAUUCAUGAAACAUCUGCCGAACUUGCUCAAGCAGGAGUCGUCGUCCGCUGCUACGCUCGUGCAUGUUCUAUCGCGCAUGUACUUCGACCCACGAGCGGAAGAUCAGGCCGCACGACCGCAGGUCGCCGAGCGAUCACUCCCGCUCGGGCUGAGGGGCUUCGUGCGGUUCGACGACCGGGCGUAUAACCGGUACUUGCCGGCCAUCUACCCCGUCGCUGCGGAUCUGCUCGCAAGGGAUACGAGUCUGGAGGCCAAGGAGAGCUUGAGGGAUUACUUUAUGAGGGUCGGGUAUGCGCAGUGGAUCGUCGAGCGGCCGGCAUAG
Messenger RNA from Peniophora sp. CBMAI 1063, 3574 nucleotides. The record is from the annotation of a GenBank genome assembly. Lineage: Eukaryota; Fungi; Basidiomycota; Agaricomycetes; Russulales; Peniophoraceae.